UUCCGAUGCCCCUUCUAAAACUGUCUGUGCGCAGUCUGCAUACGCGGUGAAUUCUGAUUGGAUGUCAGUCGAACCUAUGGACCGGAAGUGGAUCUGAUGCGGGAACUUGUGUGACGGUAAUUUUUGCGGUUGGUGUGAGAUGGAUGCACUUAAUAAACUAAAACAAUUUGACGCGUAUCCGAAAACUCUUGAGGAUUUUAGGGUGAAAACAUGCGGUGGGGCUACAGUGACCAUUAUAAGUGGUCUGAUCAUGCUGAUCCUGUUCUUUUCCGAGUUGCAGUACUACCUAACUAAAGAGGUACAUCCAGAAUUGUUCGUGGACACAUCUCGAGGAGAUAAGCUCAAAAUUAACAUAGAUGUCAUCUUUCCCCAUAUGCCAUGUGUCUAUCUCAGUAUUGAUGCAAUGGAUGUCGCUGGAGAGCAGCAAUUGGAUGUAGAGCACAACCUGUUUAAACAAAGGCUUGACAAGGAUGGCAAACCUGUCACUACUGAGGCAGACAAACACGAUUUAGGUCAAGAAGAGGGUGAAGCGGAGGUGUUUGACCCAAGUAAAUUGGACCCCGACCGCUGUGAGAGCUGCUACGGAGCUGAGACUGAAGACCUAAAAUGUUGUAACUCUUGUGAUGAUGUGCGAGAGGCGUAUCGACGGAGAGGCUGGGCUUUCAAGACCCCGGACACCAUUGUGCAGUGCAAGAGAGAGGGUUUCAGUCAGAGGAUGCAGGAGCAGAAGAAUGAGGGCUGCCAGGUGUUUGGAUUCCUGGAAGUCAACAAGGUGGCUGGAAAUUUCCAUUUUGCACCUGGCAAAAGCUUUCAGCAGUCUCAUGUCCAUGUGCACGCUGUGGAAAUUCAUGAUCUGCAGAGUUUUGGACUAGAUAAUAUAAAUAUGACGCACGUAAUCAAACACCUCUCAUUUGGCAAAGACUACCCUGGUAUUGUCAACCCACUGGACGGAACUUACGUUGCAGCACCACAAGCGUCCAUGAUGUACCAGUAUUUUGUGAAAAUAGUGCCAACUAUCUACGUCAAAGGAGAUGGAGAGGUGGUGAAAACAAACCAAUUUUCAGUGACUCGUCAUGAGAAAGUGGCCAAUGGCCUGAUUGGAGAUCAGGGACUCCCAGGAGUGUUUGUGCUCUAUGAACUUUCUCCUAUGAUGGUCAAAUUCACUGAAAAACAACGGUCUUUCACUCAUUUCUUGACGGGAGUUUGUGCAAUCAUCGGUGGUGUGUUUACAGUGGCUGGACUCAUAGAUUCAUUAAUAUACCACUCAGCAAAAGCCAUCCAGAAGAAGAUUGAGUUGGGGAAGGCAUCGUAGCCAGAACUGUUAUUAAAACUGAUGCAGCAACUGGUUGCAGCAAGUUCUGUCUGUCAAGGGAAGGGGUCCACAGACUGAUUCUCAGCUCGUGGUAAAUUGAGCUCUAGUCCUCAACACUCAACCAUGCAGUACUGCUUUUGAAAAAUCCCAUCCCAGUUUGAGAGAGAGAUAAGACUUGCUGGGCCAAAGAGGAUUCAUCUCUGGCUUUAUCAAACACAGUACUUUACACUGACAUAUCAAUUGGAAUCCACUUUUUUUUUCUUUAAACAAUGAAUUGUUUUUUCCCCCAGUCUCAAGAAGGUGUCAGAAAUUAUUUCACAAAACACAUUAUAAUAUCAUGCAUCAGUGUUUUUUUUCCCAUUACAUGGAGAUGUUGCCUGUUUACAGAAUCAGAAAAUGUGGGUACUCCAGGCCCUAAUGGUAGACAUCUCACUUUACAGCUGAACUUCUAUGAAGGUAUAAUUCCAAUGGGACAGAAUUCGUCUAAAGCUCAGCCUACCAUCUAAACUGGAGAUGAAGUGACUAAAACGGGAAUAAGUUGGGUCGUUGGGUUAAAUACACUCACAGAGGAGCGCAGAAGGUGCCAGAUGUGAAUUGUUUUAUUGUAUUGGCACCUUCACAACAAAUCAGGAGCUGUUUGUGUGUGUGUGUGUGUGUGUGUGUGUGUGUGUGUGUGUGUGUGUGUGUGUGUGUGUGUGUGUACAUGUAUGGGUGUGUGAUGGGGUGACUAGGCAGGUGUUUGUGUUGGUGUUGGUGGGUGAGCUGUUUGUGUGGGGUUGUUCCUGCCUGCUUGACCUUUCUGUGUGUGUGUGUGUGUGUGUGUGUG
Molecule: messenger RNA, 2138 nt
Organism: Clupea harengus (Atlantic herring)
Lineage: Eukaryota; Metazoa; Chordata; Actinopteri; Clupeiformes; Clupeidae
Gene: ergic3
Product: ERGIC and golgi 3
Biological process (GO): endoplasmic reticulum to Golgi vesicle-mediated transport; retrograde vesicle-mediated transport, Golgi to endoplasmic reticulum
Cellular component (GO): endoplasmic reticulum; COPII-coated ER to Golgi transport vesicle; endoplasmic reticulum membrane
Source: RefSeq, a predicted model, not a curated record